CCGCGGCGCGCGGCUCUCGCGGCGCUGGGAGGAACUCGAGGGCGAGGGAGGCCGCGGAGCCGGGAGCAAGGCGGACGCUGGGUCGCGGGCUCCUCAGUGAUGUUUUACUCAGGGCUCCUCACCGAGGGCGGCCGCAAGGAGACGGACAUGCGGGAGGCGGCGUCGCUGCGGCAGCAGCGCCGGAUGAAGCAGGCUGUGCAGUUCAUCCACAAGGACUCCGCCGACCUGCUGCCCCUGGACGGCCUGAAGAAGCUGGGCUCGUCCAAGGACACGCAACCUCAUAACAUUCUGCAGAGGCGCCUCAUGGAAACGAACCUGUCUAAGCUCCGAAGCAGUCGUGUCCCUUGGGCAUCCAAGACCAACAAACUCAAUCAGACUAAGUCUGAGGGACUGAAGAAAUCUGAGGAUGAUGACAUGAUUUUGAUUUCUUGCCAGUGUGCUGGAAAGGAUGUGAAAGCCUUGGUUGACACAGGCUGUCAGUAUAAUCUCAUCUCUUCAGCCUGUGUGGAUAGAUUGGGACUCAAGGAGCAUGUCAGAUCUCACAGGCAUGAAGCAGAGAAGCUUUCUCUACCUCGGCAUCUGAAAGUAGUGGGCCAGAUUGAGCACCUAGUGAUCACAUUGGGCUCCCUCCGCCUGGACUGUCCAGCAGCUGUGGUUGAAGACAAUGAGAAAAACUUGUCUCUUGGUCUCCAGACUCUCCGAUCCCUGAAGUGCAUCAUAAACUUGGAUAAACACCGGCUGAUCAUGGGGAAGACAGAUAAGGAAGAAAUCCCUUUUGUGGAGGCAGUUUCCUUGAAUGAAGACAACACUUCAGAAGCAUAACUGCAGCCUCUAACAUGUCUGCACAUAUGUACAUGCACCAGGUUGACAGAUUGAAAAAACUGGGUUUGAACCAAAUGCAGUAGCAACCUGCUGUGGACCAAGUCCUUUUCUCUAAUAGAAGCUUCAGGGGUUCCUUCCCACCCAGACCUCUCUAGACUUUAGUCUCUGCUUAGAGAUCUUGUCUGGUUAUAGCCAUUGUUUUUUACUCCUUUUAUCACUUAAUUUAUAGACCUUUUUGACACUGCCAGGUCUCACUUGUGGCCUAUUUCUCUGCUGCUUCUAGGAAUUUGCUUUAAUAGUCAAGUAUAGGGGCUGCCAGGUUCUAUUUCUCCAUAGAUAAACUUGCUUAUUUUCCUAUAGCUAAAAUGUACAAUAAAUAGGAACCUGACCUUUACCUCCUUUCAGCUGUUUCACAGAGAUGCAGGUUACCUAUGUCUCAGAAUUAAAAUUUCUUCUAAUUCAUUCAUUGAUUUCUCAAGUACGAAUUGAUCUGAAAUGUGAAAGAGCCCAGAGAGGUAAUCUAUUUCAACCCUUUCAUUUAAAGGUCCAGAUAGGCAAGUGAAUUGUCUAAGCUCAUAUACUGAGUUAGUGGCAAAAGAAAUCUAGAUCUCAGACCUGACAAGCUAAGUCUAUGUUCAUUCUCUCAUGCUGCUUCAUUUGUCUUCAAGCCUUGAGAGGAAGACAAAGAGGUGAGGGUUUGU
Pteropus alecto (black flying fox) is the source of this 1523-nucleotide messenger RNA. It is a transcript of the gene NRIP3, whose product is annotated as nuclear receptor interacting protein 3. Bases 100 to 822 code for a protein of 240 amino acids. The transcript is spliced from 7 exons. Gene Ontology annotation, biological process: proteolysis. NCBI's taxonomy places the organism in Eukaryota, Metazoa, Chordata, Mammalia, Chiroptera, Pteropodidae. The record is from RefSeq and is a predicted model, not a curated record. Gene Ontology annotation, molecular function: aspartic-type endopeptidase activity.